Molecule: messenger RNA, 1191 nt
Organism: Rhizoctonia solani
Lineage: Eukaryota; Fungi; Basidiomycota; Agaricomycetes; Cantharellales; Ceratobasidiaceae
Product: protein kinase A
Exons: 5
Coding region: 1-1191 (396 amino acids)
Biological process (GO): peptidyl-serine phosphorylation
Cellular component (GO): nucleus; cAMP-dependent protein kinase complex
Molecular function (GO): cAMP-dependent protein kinase activity; ATP binding
Source: RefSeq, a predicted model, not a curated record
AUGACCACCACCGCUGUGAGCUGGCAGACGACUACACCGUUCUCCGAGGAGCGCCGAGAGUCUGUAGCCUCGUUCUAUCCGAGCCCCACGUCCGAUCCGAUGAGCGAAAAAGACGGAUAUACGAGCAGGAGGGCGAGUGGGAUGAGUGCUGUUGCCGAUGCUGGGCGGGACAAGGAGCAGAGGGAGCGGGAGAGAGCUCGGGAAAAGGAAGCCCAGGUCGAGGAUGAGGAUGCCGGCCAGACCGUCAAACUUACGGAUUUCGAUGUUGUUUCCACGCUUGGACCGGAACGUUUGGAGGGUGCUGCUCGUUCGACUGCGGCCAGCCGCGAACCAACCUGGGGCAGUGCAACAUUUUGCGAUGAAGGUGUUAAAGAAGAACGAAGUCGAUCAGACAUCCGUUUAUUGUCGACUUGUGAAUACGCGACGUUCCAGGAUCACUUGAACGUGUACAUGCUCCUCUCAUACGUACCCGGCGGCGAACUCUUUUCCCACCUCCGAAGAGCAGGUCGAUUCUCACCCGACGUGACCCGGUUCUAUUUGAGCACCAUAGUGCUAGCGCUUCGCCAUCUCCAUGCAUACGACAUCAUCUACCGAGACCUCAAACCCGAAAACCUCUUGCUCGAUCAUCGAGGCUACCUUCGUAUCACCGACUUUGGAUUCGCCAAGAUCGUCCAGGACAGAACGUGGACACUGUGCGGUACACCCGAGUACCUCGCGCCCGAGAUCAUCCAGUCUGCAGGACACAGCAAGGCUGUCGAUUGGUGGGCAUGUGGGAUAUUAUGUUAUGAGAUGUUGGUCGGGUAUCCGCCCUUUUUCGACGAUAAUCCGUUUGGGAUUUAUGACAAGAUCUUGCGAGGGAAGAUUUACUGGCCUAAAGAGCUAGAUCGAGGCUCCAAGGAGCUUAUCCAGGAGUUUUUGCAACCAGAUAGGAGUCGACGGUUAGGGAACCUCGGGGGUGGAGUCGAAGACGUGUUGUUGCACCCUUGGUUCAGGGGUGUAGAUUGGGGCGCGCUGGAGAGAGGCGAGAUUCGGGCUCCGUUAAUCCCACAAGUACUGUCGGCGUCGGACACGCGCAAUUUCUCGAACUUGCCAUUGCCUGCUUCUGCGGACAUCCCUGGGCUGGUACCCUCGGCGAUGCCACCUCCAGAAGAGCGAUUCGACCCCCAUGCGUAUUCGUUCGCCGAGUUUUGA